AUGCGCUUCACUUUGCUGUCCUCCGCUGCCUUCUGUGGCCUCUUCCUGAGCGUCGCUGCUGUUCCCUUGAACGUCCCUCGCGGCCAUGGCCCCGGCUACCCUGACGACGUGAGCGAUCACGGCGCCGGUGCUCCUGCUCCUGCUCAUGCUCAUGCUCCCGCUCCCGUCGCUGGAGCUGGUGCCCCCGGCACUGUCAAUGAAAUCCCCACUGGUGUGGGCGCGGAUGGACACCCUUGUGGCGGGCGUGGUGGACAUGGACUUGUCUCUGAUCUCACCGAUGGAGUUAACACCCUUGGCUGUGAAGGGUUGGACGAGGUUUUGAGCCACGGUGUCCCCGGAACUGUGCACGCUGUUGGAGAUAUCCUGUAA
Molecule: messenger RNA, 369 nt
Organism: Aspergillus melleus
Lineage: Eukaryota; Fungi; Ascomycota; Eurotiomycetes; Eurotiales; Aspergillaceae
Exons: 2
Coding region: 1-369 (122 amino acids)
Source: RefSeq, a predicted model, not a curated record